GCCCUCCUGCUCGCGUGCGCCCUCCCCGCAGCCGGCUCCGGCCCGCCGUGGGCUCCGGCGGGACUGGGGCGCGUGGCCAAGGCAGGUGCCCCCCGAGGGGCGCGGCGAGAGCGGGUGGCAGGGGGCGCCAGGCGCCAGGCCCGCCGCGCCCCUCACGCGCGAUGUCACUUUUUCUCUUGCAGGCGCUCCAGCUGUGCUGCCUCUGCUGUGCGUCGGUCGCCGCAGCCUUAGCCAGUGAGAGCAGCAGCGGCGGCAGCGGAUUAAACGAUGAUUACGUCUUUGUCACGCCCGUAGAAGUGGACUCGGACGGGUCGUAUAUUUCACACGACAUUUUGCACAACGGCAGGAAAAAGCGGUCUGCGCUGAGUGCCAGCAGCUCCCUGCAUUACCGAUUUUCAGCAUUUGGACAGGAACUACAUUUAGAACUUAAGCCCUCGGCGAUGUUGAGCAGUCACUUUAUUGUCCAGGUACUUGGAAAAGAUGGUGCUUCAGAGACUCGGGAACCCGAGGUGCAGCGAUGUUUCUAUCAGGGAUUUAUCAGAAAUGACAGCUCCUCCUCCGUCGCUGUGUCUACGUGUGCCGGCUUGUCAGGUCUAAUAAGGACACGAAAAAAUGAAUUCCUCAUCUCGCCGUUACCUCAGCUCCUGGCCCAGGAACACAACUACAGCUCACCUGCUGGCCACCAUCCUCACGUACUGUAUAAAAGGACAGCCGAGGAGAAGGUCCAGCGUUGCCUGGGCAACCCGGGCUCCAGCCAGAAUUUUCUUGGUCACCCCCCAAGUCACUCUCCCCACACACCUCAGAGUCAAGAAAGAGAGCAUCGCCAUCGAAGGUUGCAAAAGCAUCAUUUUUGUGGACGACGCAAGAAAUAUGCCCCCAAGCCUCCCCCAGAGGACACCUAUCUCAGGUUUGAUGAAUACGGGGGCGCAGGGCGGCCCAGAAGAUCAGCUGGAAAGUCACAAAAGGGUCUAAACGUGGAAACCCUUGUGGUGGCGGACAAGAAAAUGGUGGAAAAGCACAGCAAGGCAAAUGUCACCACGUACAUUCUCACAGUCAUGAACAUGGUUUCCAGCCUAUUUAAAGAUGGGACCAUUGGGAGUGAUAUAAACAUUGUUGUGGUGAGCCUCAUUCUUCUGGAACAAGAACCUGGAGGAUUAUUGAUCAAUCAUCAUGCAGAUCAGUCUCUGAAUAGUUUUUGUCAGUGGCAGUCUGCCCUCAUUGGAAAGAAUGGCAAGAGGCAUGACCACGCCAUCUUACUCACGGGAUUUGAUAUUUGUUCCUGGAAGAAUGAACCGUGUGACACUCUAGGGUUUGCCCCCAUCAGUGGGAUGUGCAGUAAGUACCGAAGUUGUACCAUCAAUGAGGACACAGGACUUGGCCUGGCCUUCACCAUCGCUCAUGAGUCAGGGCACAAUUUUGGCAUGAUUCACGAUGGAGAAGGCAACCCUUGCAGGAAGGCUGAAGGCAAUAUCAUGUCUCCCACACUGACAGGAAACAAUGGGGUGUUUUCGUGGUCUUCAUGUAGCCGGCAAUAUCUCAAGAAAUUCCUUAGUACACCUCAGGCUGGGUGUCUGGUGGAUGAGCCCAAGCAAACAGGGCAGUAUAAAUAUCCGGACAAACUACCAGGACAGAUUUAUGAUGCUGACACACAGUGCAAGUGGCAAUUUGGAGCAAAAGCCAAGUUAUGCAGCCUCGGUUUUGCGAAGGACAUUUGCAAAUCACUUUGGUGCCACCGAGUGGGCCACAGAUGUGAGACCAAGUUUAUGCCUGCGGCGGAAGGGACCGUUUGUGGCUUGAGUAUGUGGUGUCGGCAAGGCCAGUGUGUAAAGUUUGGGGAGCAUGGGCCCCGGCCCAUCCACGGCCAGUGGUCUGCCUGGUCGAAGUGGUCAGAGUGUUCCCGAACUUGUGGUGGAGGAGUCAAGUAUCAAGAGAGACACUGCAAUAACCCCAAGCCUCAGUAUGGUGGCAAGUUCUGUCCAGGUUCUAGCCGUAUUUAUCAACUGUGCAACAUUAACCCCUGUAGUGAAAAUAGCUUGGAUUUUCGAGCCCAGCAGUGUGCAGAAUAUAAUGGCAAACCUUUCCGUGGAUGGUUCUACCAGUGGAAACCGUAUACGAAAGUGGAAGAGGAAGAUCGAUGUAAACUGUACUGCAAGGCUGAGAACUUUGAAUUUUUUUUUGCAAUGUCUGGCAAAGUGAAAGAUGGGACCCCUUGCUCCCCGCACAAAAAUGACGUCUGCAUCGAUGGGAUUUGUGAACCAGUGGGGUGCGAUCAUGAACUUGGCUCAAAAGCAGUCCUGGAUGCAUGUGGUGUCUGCAAAGGUGAUAAUUCAACUUGCAAGUUUUAUAAAGGCCUGUACCUCAACCAGCACAAAGCGAAUGAAUAUUAUCCAGUUGUCAUCAUUCCAGCGGGGGCCCGAAGCAUUGAAAUCCAGGAACUACAGAUAUCCUCCAGUUACCUCGCAGUCCGAAGCCUCAGUCAAAAGUAUUACCUCACAGGGGGCUGGAGCAUCGACUGGCCUGGGGAGUUCCCCUUUGCUGGGACCGUGUUUGAAUACCAGCGGGCCUUCAACCGCCCGGAACGUCUGUAUGCGCCAGGACCCACAAAUGAGACGCUGGUCUUUGAAAUUCUGAUGCAAGGCAAAAAUCCAGGGAUAGCUUGGAAGUAUGCACUUCCCAAGGUCGUGAAUGGAACUCAGCCAGCCUCAAAAAGACACAUCCACGCCUGGAGUACAGUGCAGUCCGAUUGCUCCGUCUCCUGUGGUGGAGGUUACAUAAGUGUAAAGGCUGUUUGCUUACGAGAUCAGAAUACUCAAGUCAAUUCCUCAUUCUGUAAUGCAAGAACCAAGCCAGCAACUGAACCCAAAAUAUGCAAUGCUUUCUCCUGCCCUGCCUAUUGGAAGCCAGGCGAAUGGAGUGUGUGCAGCAGGUCAUGUGCAGGGGGCCAGCAAAGCCGAAAGAUCCAGUGUGUCCAGAAGAAGCCCUUCCAGAAGGAGGAAGCAGUGUUGCAUUCUCUCUGCCCAGUGAGCACACCUACUCAGGUUCAAGUCUGCAACAACGACGCCUGCCCUCCAGAGUGGAGCCUUGGGCCCUGGUCUCAGUGUUCCAAGACCUGUGGGCGAGGGACGAGGAAACGAGAAAUCCUGUGCAAAAGUUCUGCCGCAGCAGAGGACCUCCCUGAGAGCCUGUGCUCCAGCAUCCCGAGACCAGAGUCCCAGGAGGGCUGUGUCCUAGGACGAUGCCCCAAAAACAACCGGCUGCAGUGGAUCGUCUCUUCGUGGAGUGAGUGUUCUGUGACCUGUGGUUUGGGUGUGAGGAAGAGGGAAAUGAAAUGCAGCGAGAAAGCCUUCCAGGGAAAGCUGAUAACAUUCCCAGAGCGAAGAUGCCGCAAUAUUAAGAAACCAGACCUGAACUUGGAAGAAACCUGCAACCAAGGGGCUUGCCCGGCCCGUCCAGUGUACAAUAUGGCAGCUGGAUGGUAUUCAUCGCCAUGGCAACAGUGCACGGUGACCUGUGGAGGAGGGGUCCAGACCCGAUCGGUCCACUGUGUUCAGCAGGGCCGGCCCUCCUCAAGUUGUCUGCCCCAUCAGAAACCUCCAGUGCUACGAGCCUGUAAUACAAACUUUUGUCCAGCUCCUGAAAAGAGAGAGGAUCCAUCCUGUGUAGAUUUCUUCAGCUGGUGUCAUCUAGUUCCUCAACAUGGUGUCUGCAACCACAAAUUUUAUGGUAAACAGUGCUGCAAGUCAUGCACAAGGAAGAGCUGAUCUUGGUGGCUUCCCCAACACAGCAGGGCCGUGUUUCAGGGCUUUUCGACCUCUAGAGAGACCAGCUGCCUUCCAGAACAAAAGCUGAACACUGCAAAACCACUUGUGAGCUGCCGUGUUCAAGGAGCCAGCUCUGAAGACCAGACUGACUUAUUCAGUUCCCCAAAGCACAUGGUACUCUGAAGCACUUGAAAAUGGGAAGCGAUGACAUAUCUGACUUAACAAAAAAACAAAAACAGAACAACUUUCAUUUGCACUGUUACACGAAAGAAGUGAUGAAUCACACUGAGAUACGUCAAAUUUUAAUUUUGACAAAGCAAGAGUCUUGUCAACUUUGGGACAGAUCCCCCUUUGAACUUCAAAGGGUUCCAUGACAAAGACAUCUGUUUUGAAAAGUUCCUUUAGGACUUCAGGUCAAAGGCUGAGACUUGGAGCAAUCACAUCUGGAUGGAACACGUUGCCUAACUGUUACUUGGAGCUCACAGUUUGAACUGUGGACACCCUAAACCAGGAGUUCUACGAGAAACCAAAUGGUGCUCAUGAUUGUGCUUGCUGCUGGACUAGCAAGCUUCAUGUUAUGUUUAUUUAGUGUGCGUGUGUUGUUUUUAUUAUUUUGUUUAAAGUAUAUUCUGCUUAUAGAGAGUCUCCAAGACUAAAAUUCACGACUUGAAAAGUGUUCCAAGGAAUAUUCUGAAAACAGGACAUCAUGGACUAUUUAAAAUCUCCAUUUAACUGAAAUUCACUUUCUGGAAAAAACACACCAAACUCAUACGAAAGGCAAAUAUUGGCACACUACACAUUAUAUCAACCUCGUAACUUUUGGUGCUAGCUGAAUAAGCACACGGGAGCCUUGAUUCUGCUCUUUGGGAAUCAGAAUUGGUGAGAUGUUCAUUUCUGGUAAAAAUCUAGGAGGAGCUAAAUAGCAGAAAGCAGUGCUUUGAAGGAGAGGAGACCAUCAUUUAUAAGGCUCCCUACAUAUUAUCAGAGCUGCUUGGGAAAUUAAAGGCCACUUGUGGUUUUUUCCUACCAACUUAUGUGUUUAAAUUUGCCUUAGGAUUAAGUUAACAAGAAAAAAGUCCUAGUGGCAAUAGAAAAAUCCAUCUGUCUUCUUGCUAGGUUGAUAUUAAUAAGUCAUAAUAUGCCAAGAUCCUUCAAUGAAUAAGAGUAUUUUAUAAUUUUUCAGAUGAUAUUUUCAGUCUUCAGAAGCCAACUGUUGGUAUGUACUAAUGAUCUUAAAAUUGUUCUCAAUUGGAAAAACACCACACUAUUUUGCCAAAACCGAAGUAACUUAACAAGACUGUGUCAUUCUAUAAUUUUUUGAGAUGUGGUUAAAAAGGGCAUAUUUAUAUAAUUCUACUCUAUUCCUCAAUUUCUUUGAUGAAUGUAACCCGAUUUUACUGCUUUAAAAAGUCUCAAUUCAAACAGGGAUUUGCCAGUUCAGCACAAACAACUGGACAGUGGUUUGUUAAAUUUAGAGCAUCUUUUGUUCCUGUUCUAAUUAAAAUCAUGCAUCCUUGAAUCUCAGAGAAAUAAUGAUUAGAAUAUUUUCUUAAUCUGUGUGGCUUGGCCUAGAGUAGUGGCCAUUUUAUCAUCAGAAGAAAAUAGUUACAUAUCACCACCCUCUUGCCCUCUGAAAAAUUGCAAGUUACUUGUUUCCUUAUAUAAUUAUCAUUAUUUUAUGGAAAAAUUAAUUUAUUAAUUAAUAGCCUAUUAUGUGUUCUCACUUGCUUCUCUGAGUAAGUGAUAUUAAUUCUGAGGGAAAAUGUUGAAUAAAACCAUGGGUUAUAGAGAAAAGUCAAAAUAUAUGUGUAAUAUUUAAUUAUUUUAUAAGUUUUAUAAUAAAGUGCUCUGUUUCCUUAUCUUUGAAGCUUGUUAAGUUCUUGAAUAAAUUAGAAGUCAGUCCUUUCCAAGGUGAUUUAACUGUAUAAAUGUUAAGAAUCUCAGAGUAAUUUCUCAAUGAAAAGUUGAGAAAAAGGUGCGGGGGGAGGGAGAUAAGAUACUCAUUAAUUAAUGAUUUUUCUUGUGUUUGAGAAAAUCAGAAACCAUCAAUGCUGGGAUGAAAUAGAUUACAUUUACCAUCUUAUGAGAUACUGAAUUAUUUUUUCUACUCUCAUGGUCACAUAAACAUUUAUUUAUGGAAAUCAUCCAAGUUAGUAAGCAUAAAUGUGGUUUGUUUUUCAUUCUUUUUCUAUUUGAAAGACAUUCUGAUAAAAUCUUUCUGCAAAAAGAAAGAGUGGAGGGGAAGGAAGGAGGGAUGGAGGAAGAAAAAAUAAAUUAAAAAGCAAUUGUUCUCAGCUUUUCCAAAUUUCAACUCAUCAGACCAGUGGAGAAUAAAAACUAUCUGGGCAAAGUAAGUCCAAUUGACCUGAAUAUACAGUAUUUCUCCCUGCAUAUGUGAUUAUACACAUUCAUAUAUAGGUAUGUAGGUAUAUGUAUAUAUGUGGAU
Molecule: messenger RNA, 6207 nt
Organism: Equus caballus (horse)
Lineage: Eukaryota; Metazoa; Chordata; Mammalia; Perissodactyla; Equidae
Source: RefSeq, a predicted model, not a curated record